This is a messenger RNA of Botrytis byssoidea, 753 nucleotides long. RefSeq lists its product as uncharacterized. The record is from RefSeq and is a predicted model, not a curated record. The transcript has 2 exons. Lineage: Eukaryota; Fungi; Ascomycota; Leotiomycetes; Helotiales; Sclerotiniaceae. The coding region runs from base 1 to 753 and encodes 250 amino acids.
AUGGACAUUCCACAACUAGCCUUACCAACAUCCCUUGAUGAAGCUCAAAUCAAGACUCUCCCUUCGAAAGCUUUUUAUAUUCCUAAUUUUCUUACGGAGGAAGAAGAACAAAUAUUAUUGCAAAAAAUUGCCACAGCCCCAAAACCACGAUGGAAGCAUUUAACUCAUCGUCGUCUUCAGACAUGGCCCUCUGAUUUGACCAGGAAUACUCUAUUGGAUGCGCCUCUGCCCAAAUGGCUAACAGAUCCCGUUGUCUCUCGACUUCUCUCCUUACCUAUCUCGCACGAAACUGGAGCACGUCACAUUUUUAGUGAUAGUCCACAUGAGCGUCCGAAUCAUGUCCUAAUCAAUGAAUAUCUGCCAAAGCAGGGGAUUAUGCCACACAAAGAUGGAGCCGCCUAUCAUCCAGUCGUCUGCACUGUAAGCUUAGGCGCAAGCCUAUGCUUGAAUAUCUAUGGAGACAAAGACGACGGAACAAGAGAAGAGCAGCCAAGAUGGAGAAUUUUCCAGGAGCCAAGGAGUUUGUUGAUCACAACAGAUGAACUGUAUACAGACUACUAUCAUGGAAUAUCCGAGACGGAGGCAGAAAUUGACCUAAAUUCCACAACAGUCGCAAACUGGGAUCUCUUACGGUCUAAAGAUGAAAUUAUUGAUGGUAGAUAUGAGAGACAGGAGCGAACUAGCCUCACGUAUCGGGACGUACUCAAAGUAUCGAAGUUAGGUUCAAAGUUAGGGAUAUUUGGCAAACGAUGA